GGCGGCAAGGCCAAUUGACAGGACGACCUUGUGCUUUGCUCGAUAGGAGUAUCGCGUUCAGACGCAGAUCAGUCAGUCGCCCUCCGUCGCCUCGCUCUUCAAACAAUCCACAAGAAUGGGCGGUGCAAAACGGGUGUGCAUCGUUGGGGCUGGUUCCAGUGGCCUCACAUCGGCACGUCAGAUGCUGGACGAAGGCUUGGACGUCGUCAUCUACGAGAAAUCAGCCGUCCUGGGGGGUCUCUGGGCAUACCACGAACAGGACAUCUUUGGACAGCCGUCAGUCAUGAGAUCCACCAUCAUCAACACCAGCAAAGAAAUGAGCGCCUUCAGUGACUUCCCACCCCCCAAGGAGUUCCCGAACUACAUGCACAACACCUACAUGCACCGCUACUUUGAAUCGUACGCGGACAACUUCAACCUCAGGUCCCGCGUCCGCUUCAACCACGAACUCGUGGAAGCCGCCCAGGCCGAAGACUACGAAGAGAGCGGCCGUUGGAACGUCCUCGUCCGGGACACCCAGGGGGGCGUCGAGAGACGAGAAACCUUCGAUGCCAUCAUGGUGUGCGUCGGACACCACGUCUACCCACACGUCCCAACCUUCCCGGGCCAAGAAAAGUUCCGAGGUAAAAUCGUCCACACGCACAGCCUCAAAGUCCCGGACGAGUUCAAAGGGAAGCGGGUCGCGGUCGUCGGCAUUGGGAACUCGGGCGUGGACGCCGCUGUGGAGGCGAGCACAGUCACAUCGACGGUGUACCUGUCCACGAGACGAGGUGCCUGGAUCAUACGACGCGUCGGCCCCAACGGUAUACCGAUGGACGUCUUCCUCUCGACUCGCCUGAACAACUACAUCAAGAACAUAAUACCGGAGUCGGCCGCUAACGGCUACGUAGAAGACCUGCUCAACUCUACCUUCAACCACAAGGCGUACGGUCUGCAGCCCAAGCAUCGUUUCGGGAGUCAGCACCCUACCAUCAACGACGCCUUGCCUAAUAAGAUCCUCAGCGGCGUCAUCCAGGUGAAGAAGGACAUCAAGGAGUUCACUGCAGAUGGCGUCCUAUUCGAUGGUGAUACAGAGGUAACCGAGCUGGACGUGGUGAUACUAGCCACUGGCUACCAGAUCAAGUUCCCGUUCCUUCCUAAAGACGUGAUCUCGGUGCAAAACAAUCAGGUUCAACUCUACAAGAACAUGUUCCCACCGAACCUCCGACAUCCGACGCUGUCCAUCAUUGGACUCAUCCAACCCAUAGGAGCCAUCUUUCCCAUCGCUGAGAUGCAGGCUCGUUGGCAGGCUCAGCUUCUCAGUGGGAAGAAGCAUCUUCCUCCGGUAGACGAGAUCUUCCGAGAGAUCGACGCCAAACAGGAGGUCCUGAAAAAACGAUACGUUCUCUCGCCAAGACACACCAUACAGGUCGAUUUCAUCGAUUACAUGGACGAGAUUGCGGACCAGAUAGGGGCGAAGCCAACACUGAUGAAAUAUUUCUUCAGCGAUCCACAACUCUUCUGGCAGCUUCUUCGUGGCCCCUGUCUUCCGUACCAGUACCGGCUGGAAGGACCUCACCUGUGGAAGGGAGCCAGGGAUGCCAUCAUCAAAGCUCCCAGUCGCAUCAUGUCACCGCUCAACAAAUCCACACAUUGGUUCACGAAAGGCAGCAAUCUCGCCAUUCUUUAUUUUUUUAUAGUACUCCUGAUUCUCGCGUACGUUGCCUUUUGAAGAGCGCUCUCACCUAUAUUCACCCACGUUAAAUGCUGCUAGUCAUGCA
Molecule: messenger RNA, 1760 nt
Organism: Ornithodoros turicata
Lineage: Eukaryota; Metazoa; Arthropoda; Arachnida; Ixodida; Argasidae
Product: flavin-containing monooxygenase 5-like
Exons: 7
Coding region: 116-1711 (531 amino acids)
Molecular function (GO): flavin adenine dinucleotide binding; N,N-dimethylaniline monooxygenase activity; NADP binding
Source: RefSeq, a predicted model, not a curated record